Striga asiatica is the source of this 1108-nucleotide messenger RNA. The record is from the annotation of a GenBank genome assembly. Lineage: Eukaryota; Viridiplantae; Streptophyta; Magnoliopsida; Lamiales; Orobanchaceae.
UUUUUUUUUAUUGCUCUGUGGUUGCUUAUCGAAAAAUCUGCAUCUUGCGUACGCUGCCGCUGUCAUGACAUAAAGCUGAUUAGACAGAUUUGAUCUCCAUGAAUCCCGGUUGACCGCGCCGAAAGUGCCAAAGUAGUGGUCGGACUCUCGGUGGUUCGGCGAUGGAGCAGCGCUCCAAGAUGGUCUGACUUCUUCGCCCCGAUAUCCGGUGACCAUUAGCCCAAUUUCAAUAAUCUAGGGUUCAACAACGUCGAAUGGAAGGCUCCGAUUCAUUAUCUCCAGCCAUUCUCGGUGGGCGGGUUUUCUUGCGUUAAACGUGCGAUGGUUGAGCAAGAAAUAGACCAGUGUUUUGUAUAUGAAGUGGAGAUUGGAGAAAGAAAACUCAGAAAACUUAUGAUGUAAAUAUGGAUUCUAACCCAACUGGAGCUGUUGCUAGCACAUCUGACGUACACGAGCUUCCCAUGGAAAUGAAUGAGAUGAAAAUUAGAGAGGAUAAAACUGAUGACCAUGAGGAUACAACUAAGAUAUUCCGAGCUUUGAAUUAUAUGCUUAGAGUUAUUGGCAUUUUUCAUCGGGACACUAGACUCUGGAAUCUUCUGGUAUGCAGUGGAUAUGGUCGCUUCAAAUUUAGCCCCCAUCAGCGUCAACUUCUUAACACAGGCUGCAAAAUGAUUGAGGAGAUGUCGACAGUGGCCAGAUUCUUCAACCAAAGGGACCAGACAUUGCUCAAGCUUUGAACUUGUGUCCGUGGGUAACCCUUUCUGUUGUGGCAAGGAGACUACAAGUACAAUUUGUAAUCUUCUGAAUAGGUGUAUUAUUAGUGAGUUUUGUUAAGUUUAUCAAUAAUUUUGAGCUUGUUUAUUUCAUCCACUGGUAACGUGAGCUCACACUCUUAGGGACACAUUUUAAGUCUUCUCCCCUUCUUGUCCUUUCGAAAAUAUUUGGCUAAGGUACUGUGCUCUUAUGUAUAAUUCAAAUUUUUAGUUAGUUUUAAGGUACGAGUACAUAUAAUUUUUACAGUUUCUUAGCUAUGAAUGAAAGAGCUAGAAUAAUUAUGAAUGCUUUGGUUCUAACUGUUAGACGAAGAAUUAUUGUCAAUAUUUGGAUU